Messenger RNA from Pelobates cultripes (western spadefoot toad), 1550 nucleotides. The record is from the annotation of a GenBank genome assembly. NCBI's taxonomy places the organism in Eukaryota, Metazoa, Chordata, Amphibia, Anura, Pelobatidae.
AUGGAUACAGAGAGAGCAUCAAGCAUGCAACAUGGAUACAGAGAGAACAUCAAGUGUGCACGGAUACAGAGAGAGCAUCAAGCGUGCAGGUAUACAGAGAGAGAGCAUCAAACGUGCACAGAUACAGAGAGAGCAUCAAGCAUGCAUGGAUACAGAGAGCAUAAAGCCUGCAUCAUGGAUGCAGAGAGAGCAUCAAGUGUGCAUGGAUACAGAGAGAUCAUCAAGUGUGCAUGGAUACAAAGAGAGCAUCAAGCGUGCAUGGAUACAGAGUUAGCAUCAAGCGUGCAUGGAUAUAGCAAAAUAAAACCAAGAAUGAGGUAAAUCGGUGACAGAGCACCAAGCAUGCAGCAUACAAGUUCUUUAAAACAACAAAUCAGAGGUCCACCCUCCUCCCCUCCCCAAGUUAGUUUACAAGGUUUAAUUAAAUUGGGGGGACGGGGGAGUGGAGGGUACGUAGUGGAUAGUUAGAGGAAGUAACUAUAUAUGGUUUAACUAUUUGUAUGCUAGUGGCUUCGAUCGAUAUGUGCACAAGAGUAAUAUGUAUUGCACAAGAGCCUUAGGCAUAUAAAGAAUUGAUUAUUUGUGUUUGGGAAUCUUAUGAGGUCAAACAUAUGGCUCUGGAGGGACCUGGCUAUAAACAGAUUGGAGAAGAUAUCCUCCGGCUCUCCCUGCAGAGGUUAAAAUGGAGAAGAUUCAUUGCAGAAUUAGUGCCUGGAGGCAAUCAAAUCACAUUGCAAGAAGUGAUUAAUGUAGCCAUUGUGUGAAACAAUGACUCCAACUCAUCCGUGCAUCACUUUACCCAUAAGACAAGUACAUGGCACAUCCAUGUAAAGGCAUCUGAAUUACAAAUGAUACUGAGUACAUGUGACAUAUAAAGUCAGACUAAUCCGUACAGAAAGUACUAGAGACAUCACAGGACAAGAUUCUAUGAUUAGUUUGAUGGCACUGUUAAUGAUCACAGAGAGAAGACAUCUAUGAGAACAUGUUUUUACUUAUUUUGUAAUCAAAAUCAACAAAAAAAUGUCUAGUAUCAGGAGUUGUACCGACUGAAUGUGAGACCAUUAAAAAGUAAAGCUAAAUACGGUUAUACGAUUUCUGGGCUGGCAAAAAAAUCCCCCAAACCACCUUGUGCCAGGGCUUUUAAAUAAUAAAUAAUAAAAAUCAAAUUCACUUAGCUGGCCAUUCCUCUAAAACAAUGUUUGGAAUUAUUUAGAGAUUGGAGGGAGGCUGAGCUGACAGCAGUUUGCUGUGAAAUCUCCCCAUUUAGCCAGAAAACAUUUAGUAGCAUGGCAGCUAUGCCUGGGUCCCAUCGCCAGGUAUCAAAAGAGCAAAUAUUAAGCGUCUCCCAGCGGUUUGCAGAUAGGAGUCUCUUAAACAAAUCUGAACCAUCGACUGCAGCUUUUGUCACCAUUAACUUGAUCUUCAUUGUCAUUAAACACUCAGAUCGCAGGUUCUUAUCACAUAAACACAGAUACAAAGCAUUCUACCGCUCUUCUAUUCCGUGUGAACCAAACAGCCAGGGUGCUUUAUGCAAUGUGUUUGCAAUUUAA